This is a messenger RNA of Sardina pilchardus (European sardine), 4070 nucleotides long. RefSeq names its product lysophosphatidic acid receptor 3 (gene lpar3). Gene Ontology annotation, molecular function: lysophosphatidic acid receptor activity. NCBI's taxonomy places the organism in Eukaryota, Metazoa, Chordata, Actinopteri, Clupeiformes, Clupeidae. The coding region runs from base 157 to 1218 and encodes 353 amino acids. The transcript has 3 exons. Gene Ontology annotation, cellular component: plasma membrane; cytoplasm. The record is from RefSeq and is a predicted model, not a curated record. Gene Ontology annotation, biological process: regulation of metabolic process; adenylate cyclase-activating G protein-coupled receptor signaling pathway.
UCACUCACUCAGGUGACUACUCUCGGCUGCUGUCCUCGCUGCUGUUUCACGGACGCUUUUGCCAUUUUCUGUGGAUACAGAAAAGUAAUUUGGGAGUAACUGCAAUGCCCGAAAUCACAUGAAUUUGAUUCAAGUCUUCGGUCGUCAGUGCGCAAGAUGGCAGGUCAGAACCAGUGCUACCAUGACCAACUCAUGGGAUUCUUCUACAACAACAGCAACCAAACCAAAGAUGAGUGGGACUCUACCCAGCUCAUUCUGGUGCAGUGUGUGGGCUCAAUAUUCUGCUGCUUCAUCCUGGUGUCCAAUGUCAUGGUCAUUGCAGCGGUCAUCACCAACAAGCGCUUCCACUACCCUUUCUAUUAUCUCCUUGCCAAUUUGGCAGCCUCAGACUUCCUAGCUGGAAUUGCGUAUGUGUAUCUCAUGUUUAACACAGGUGAGGUCUCCAGAAAGUUGACUGUCCAAGGGUACUUUAUACGGCAAGGGCUGCUGGACACCAGCCUCUCAGCUUCCCUGUCUAACCUGUUGGUGAUAGCCCUGGAACGCUACAUCUCCGUCAUGAACUGGAAGGUGCACAGCAACCUGACCAAACGGCGGGUGACGCUGUUGAUAGUGUUGGUGUGGGCCAUCUCCAUCCUCAUGGGGACCGUGCCCAGCCUGGGGUGGAACUGUAUCUGCAGCCUGGACAAGUGUUCCACUCUGGCGCCCAUCUUCAGUCGGAGCUACCUGAUCUUUUGGUCGGUGUCCAACCUGGUGGUGUUCCUGAUCAUGGUGGCGAUUUACCUGAGGAUAUACACCUACGUCACAAAGAAGACGUCAGUCCUGUCGCCUCACACCAGUGGAUCUAUAAAUCGCAAAAGGACGCCGAUAAAGCUCAUUAAAACUGUGAUGACCGUACUGGGGGCGUUUGUGAUCUGCUGGACGCCGGGGCUCAUCGUGCUGCUGCUGGACGGCCUGGACUGCGAGCACUGCAAGGUGCUCAAGUUCAAGCGCUGGCUGCUCCUGCUGGCGGUGCUCAACUCGGUCAUGAACCCCGUCAUCUACUCCUACAAGGACGAGGAGAUGUGGACCACCUUCAAGAACCUCUUGCGCUGCGUCUGCAACGGCACGCGCCGCCAGCGCUCGUCCAAGGCCAACAUCCGGCCGGGACAGGAGUCCGGGAACAGCCUGAGGCUCUCGGAGGACACCAAGAACUCCGCGCAGGAGAUGCUCAAGGCCUAGAAUGGGAAACUUGUUUUGGGUUGGACUCUGAGUGAGGACCGUGAGAGGAGGAGCAGUAACCCUGUCGACCAUUAUCUUCUAUUGACGUGUGACUGGCAUCAGAAACAAAACUGUGUGGUCCAUUGCUUGAGUUUGGGGAUCUGUGAACAAAUCUGUGAAAAUAUCAGGUUUAUGGACUGAAAAGGUAACAGUACAUUGUACAGAAGCGUACAGAGGUACAUAUCAUUGAUGAUUUUUUUUAUUAUUAUUAUUGUUUUUUUGUUUUUGUUUUGUUUUUUUACCUCAAAGAUAUUGACUUCUAAAGACCCUUUUCUCUACUCAUUACGUUCAUCCCUUAACCUGAAGUCAAUCUUGGAGAAUGCAGAAAAUACCACUUGUGCUUAAUACAUGCAGUUGCCUAUUCAUAUACAGUACUGUCAUUUUUUUAUAAUUUUUUUUUGGUGUUGUUUAAAGGUACAAUGACUAGUGCGUGCGUGCGUGCGUGCGUGCUUGCGUGUGGUGUAUGCCCGGUCACACUCCCUUGAUCAGAGCAAUUUAAUGUAUUUUUCCUUAUUUCCUUGGAAAUAACUGGUCAAGGAAGCCAUACACAAAUUAAAUCAUAUAAAAAAUAUCACACUCAUAAAAGUAGAUGCAUAAUGCUAGUAUCCAGACAUAGUUACCUGCCUCUGUUUAGAAGCCAUACAUGUAUUGUGUAACAUAACAGCAGAUGCACGUGUUUGUAACUCCUGCAUUUCAAGUGUCUGCAUGCUUGGGCAACAUUCCUCUCGUCACCUCGUAGGCACCACCUCUACUAUUUUAACUCUGUUUUUUAUCCAUCUGUAAUUCUACUCUUCUUAAAUCAUUUCUCUUUCUCUUUCUCUCUCUAUAUAUAUCUCUCUUUUUUGUCUCUCAUUCAAUUUUUCCUCUUUAUCUCACCAUAUACGCAACUCGGUAGCCGUGGGAGUGGCAGUUCACCUGAGCUUAUGGCCUUGUGCCAUAACUGUGUUAGCACUCCUCUGUGUUGGCUCCUUCAGGCAUGUCUGUGUCAUGAAGCAAGUCGUGUGUCAUGCUUCAGAAGUAUGGUAGGAAUCAGGCUACACAAGUCUGAGUGACGGAAUAUUCCUCGACUUGCGACACAAUGGAUUAUGAGAAUGAGAAAUCAAUCUUUUGAAAGACAUGAGUAUGAGAAAUCCAUCUUUUUUUUCCUUCUUCAGUUUUUCUGUUCAAGUAGCCUGCAAUUUGAAUCAAAAUCUCAGGUAGAUGGUAGUUGCUGUGACUGAGGGUAUGGUGGAGCUAAUGUUGCUUACUGUAGCUGUUGCCUUAUCUCUAAUGUCCUGGCCCUGAUGUUGCCACUGUGAGAGGGGGUUUAGAGUGUCUCCUGCGCCGUGCUUCCUGCUCUUAUAAACAGGAUGGCACACGUCCUGUCUAGAUGAUGAAAUGACAGCGAUAAAUCAGCCCCGUGUGCGCUGUCCCAUUACAAAAUGACCCGAGGCCGAGUUUGUGGACGUGGGCUCUUGGUCUCGGGUAAACAGGAAGGAUACAUAUUUAGGGAACUACCAAGGAACUGUACACACAUUCCUUGUUGUGCCUCCCACAGAGGGGAGAUUCACAGUGACCAUGUCAAGGUAAAGGGAUCCGUCUAGGAUGAGGUGAGCACCAGAUUGCAGUAAAUUGCCUUUCUCUCUGAAGGAGGCUUAACUUCAGCUAAUUUGCUUUACUUUGAAGGACAGGCCAAGGGCUCUUGGUUACCAUGGCGUCAGUGUGGUUAUUACUGUGGCCUAUUUCUGUCUUGCACAAUGACAUCAGGUGCGUCCUUAACUAAAUAUCCUCAGAUUCAUCAGACAAAUGUCUAUGGUUAGCGUUUACUGCUAUAACUUGCAUUUUUGGACAGGUAAAUAUAUAAUCUGAUAUAAUCAGGUAUACCACUGCAACCUGUGGAGACUAUCACCCUACCCUCUAGUGAUUCCUUGUUUUAUGCUGUAAAGAUGAUGGUGCAUAGAGUAUAUGCUCAACUCCAUUGCCUUGUAGUACUGUUAAACCACUUUGCCCUGCCUUUUAUAGAAUAUGUGUCUGAGCGUAUGGUGCAGAUGUGUAAAAAGGAAAUGAGAAUUAUUAGGGCCCGUAUUCCCUGUGAUUUUUGGGAGGUGAUGAAUACCUUCUAGAAUCAUUUCUUUGAUGGGGUCAGAGGUUGCCCUGUCUCACAUUCAUUAUGUGGAAUCCUUGAUAUUGAUGGCUGUCAAGAUACCAUUAAUUUUAGAAAGGAAAGCUGUUUACUUAAAUCUCUGACAUUUCCAGUCAUGAUAUUAAUUUCAAACUUGGCAAACUUGCAGUCUGCUAUAAACCUCAGAAAUAUUAUUCCUGUACGCAUAUUGUGAUUGUUCCAAUGCUUCUCCAGUAUUCCAAGUUUGCCACUAUCGGUACUGUUCUCAUCAAGCAUUCAAAUUAAAGUCAUACUAUGCUGUAAACUUGUACCCUAUUUAAGGGGUGUGUUUGUCACUGUAAUAAUAUGUACUAACGCUAUAAAUCUGAAAGCUCUACAAAUAUCUGCAUAAGCUCUGUUUAGUCUUUUUGAAAUAACAUAUCGAUAUGUAUUAGCUGAAUAGCUCUCACAGUUUUCUCAAGAAAAAAAAACCUUUCCAAUUCAUUUUUUCUCCAAGUAUUUAUUUUUCAUGAGUCCACCCAUGGAAGGAGCCUUUCUUUUUAGAUAUAUUAAAACCCUGUGAAUGCGUGUGUCUAAGAUCUUUGAGAAACAUGGGAUAUGUUUUGGCUUGAUUAACCGUAGCUGCAUUGGCCUGAAAAUUCAUGUUCUUUUUAUUUAUUCAGAACCCUACCUUUUUCCAACUGAAAUAAAACAAAUUCACUCAUGCAGGGUA